UCCACGGUCAGCUGUUUGAAAACUUCAAAGUUUGUUUUUGAGUCAACAAAAUUAUUUCCUAAAGGAAAUACAGAUAAAUUAAAGCUGCAAUCUAUGAGCCUGGUUUACCGGCAAUUUGGAGCGUCCUUGAGGACCAUUUCCCGAAUUUUCCACCCACUCGUAGUACCACACAACACCCAAAAACUCAGGGCACCUCUGGAAAACAAGAGAUUUUACACCGGUAAAACAAUGGAUUUAAAGGAUCUGAAGUACCUAAAUCAACAGGAGGCCAUCGCCGUGGACCAGGAACUCUUCACGGAGUACAAGUUCAGCGUGGACCAGCUGAUGGAACUGGCGGGAUUGAGCUGUGCCCACGCGGUGGCCAAAUGCUUUCCGGCAGAAAAGCAUCCCCGGAUUCUGGUUUGCUGUGGUCCCGGAAAUAAUGGAGGAGACGGGCUGGUGGCCGCCAGACACCUUUCCCUGAUGGGCUACACACCCACCAUUUACUAUCCGAAACCCACACCCAAACCGCUGUUCGAGAACCUCAGCCACCAGUGCCGACUGAUGGAGAUCCUCAGCUUAACGGAGUGUCCUUCGGUGGAGAGUGCAUCCUGCAACUACGAUCUCAUCGUGGACGCCCUCUUUGGAUUCAGCUUCAAGCCACCGGUUCGAGCGGACUUCGCCGCCGUCGUGGAGCUGCUGCAGCAGACCAAACUCCCAAUUGCCAGUGUGGAUAUACCCAGCGGUUGGGACGUGGAGAAGGGAAAAGUGACUGAGUGCGACCUGGAACCGGCCCUGCUCAUCUCGUUGACUGCUCCGAAGCUUUGUGCCCGCCACUUCCGUGGCGAACAUCACUUUUUGGGCGGCAGAUUCGUACCGCCCGCACUGCAGCGCAAAUACGGACUGAAUCUUCCCGUCUAUCCGGGCAACGAACUGUGCGUCAAGCUGUGAUUUAUACAUUUAUACGAUUGCCAAAUAAAUAAUGGAAUCUUAAA
This is a messenger RNA of Drosophila rhopaloa, 974 nucleotides long. RefSeq names its product NAD(P)H-hydrate epimerase (gene Naxe). The record is from RefSeq and is a predicted model, not a curated record. The coding region runs from base 94 to 930 and encodes 278 amino acids. Gene Ontology annotation, molecular function: NAD(P)HX epimerase activity. NCBI's taxonomy places the organism in Eukaryota, Metazoa, Arthropoda, Insecta, Diptera, Drosophilidae. Gene Ontology annotation, cellular component: mitochondrion. The transcript has 2 exons.